Molecule: messenger RNA, 1056 nt
Organism: Phragmites australis (common reed)
Lineage: Eukaryota; Viridiplantae; Streptophyta; Magnoliopsida; Poales; Poaceae
Product: protein VACUOLELESS GAMETOPHYTES-like
Exons: 1
Coding region: 52-843 (263 amino acids)
Source: RefSeq, a predicted model, not a curated record
AAUCCCCCUUUGUUUCUCCAAUACAGAACACAACUUUGUUUCACCGAAGACAUGUCGUCUAAUCACCGAAGACACUUCGCCGACCCACAUAUGCUUUUGGAGACGCCAUACAACAACACACCCACCCACAUAUGCGACAUCUGCCGAUCGAAACUCGCCGGCCUCAUCGGCUACCGCUGCAACGCCUGCGACUUCGGUGUCCACGAGGCGUGCGCCGAUUACUUCAAGGAGACCAUCUCCUUCUUCGCGCAUCCGUGGCACACCCUCACGCUAAGUCGCAUGCCCGUUGACUGCGUUGGAUGGACGUGCGACCUCUGCACGGAGGGAUGCCCCCCUGGAAGCUUGGUGUACCGCUGCAUCCAGUGUGGCUUCGAAGUGCAUCCUCUCUGCACGAUGCUGCCGCAGACGAUUCGUAGCCCUCUCCACCCAGAGCACGACCUCCACAUGGUCCCGUCAAAUGGGUCCUGCAAGGCCUGUCACGAAGUUUUACCCAUGUGGCACUACCGUUGUGGCUUUUGUUUGUUCAAUCUACACAUCGCGUGUGUCUCCGGCACGCCCAGCGGUGGCGCCCAAAGUAAUAGUAGCAGCGGCCAAAGUAGCACCACCAUUGGCGCCCAAAAUAAUAGUAUCAGCGGCCAAAGUAGCACCACCACUGGCGCCGCGCAGAGCAUCAGUGCUGCAGGCCAAAUUACCAGCAGUGGCGAGAGCAUUGUCGUGAGACCGAGCCGCAGUAAUCGCGUCGCCAAGUUUCUUCUCAAGACAUGCUUCCAUCUCGCGAUCGACGUAGCAACCGGCGGCUUGGCAUCGCCGGUGCUCCAAGUCCUCGCAUUGGCCAUGAAUUGAUUACCACGUCAUAGCCGGUAUCCGACCGUCCUGCGACCCAUGCUCAGCCAGCUGCCGAGCUACACGGUGUGUAUGAGCGUCCUGUCGAUGUCUCGAUGAUCGGUAUGUAUCAGCCAUGUCCUUUGCCUUGUGUAAAUUUCUUCUUCCAGCGUGUACUUGUCCUCAAUAAGCGCACAUACUGUGGUUUGAUCGACAGUUUGUAGCCAACUGUGU